This is a messenger RNA of Tigriopus californicus, 1310 nucleotides long. RefSeq names its product LHFPL tetraspan subfamily member 3 protein-like (gene Tmhs). Gene Ontology annotation, biological process: sensory perception of sound. The transcript is spliced from 3 exons. Bases 256 to 1221 code for a protein of 321 amino acids. Gene Ontology annotation, cellular component: plasma membrane. Lineage: Eukaryota; Metazoa; Arthropoda; Copepoda; Harpacticoida; Harpacticidae. The record is from RefSeq and is a predicted model, not a curated record.
CUCACUGUUGGCAGUACGCUCUCGGAUCUUGAACUUACUUCUGCUUCGUCUCUUUCCUCCACCACCUCCUCCUCUAACUUGGUCUACACUACCCUCUGUUCGAAGUCUUCAUUCAACACUCUGCCGUCGAGCAACGUAAUCAAAUUCAUCGUGAUCUGGUCAUUGCUGAGCCGCACCCCGUACAAAAUGGGACGAUCUGCGGCAUAACAACAAUCCUAGUGAACUUGAAUAUUAGCCCUUACUUUGUGCUCUAACAUGGAGAGUAAAUUGGACUACUCCAUGGCCGGUGGGGGUGGCUUAAGUCCCGGAGAGAUGGGCAAUACCUCGCAUUCCCAGUUUUAUACCUCCAAAUAUAUCCGGCACUCUCGAGCCGUGUCCAUCAUUUGGGCCGUGUUUACAGUGUGCUCAGCCAUAAUCAACAUUGUGGUGUUCAUGUCAUCCAAUUGGGUGGGUGAUACGGUCACUUCCAAGGGACCUGGACAUUUCGGUCUCUGGAAGUUCUGCACGGUGCUCUCUUCAGAGGGCACGGGUACCGGGGUGUCUCCCAAGGAGAGUGUAGUGUGCAUUGGGGACUUGAACAACUUCUCAUCGAUCUUGUCCCCGGCUUUUCGAGCCGCCACAGUGUUCGUGGGUCUCUCCGUGAUCGUGAUUGUGCUCUGCGUCCUCGCCUUCAUCUUGUUUUGCUUCAUGAAGAGCAACUCCGUGUUCGAGAUUUGUGGAACCAUGCAAUUUCUCUCGGGAAUCUGCAUGGCUAUUGGGAUCUUGGCCUUUCCCGCAGGCUGGGACAAUGACCACGUGCGAAGCAUUUGCGGGGCCCAUGCUUACGAUUACGGCCUUGGAGAAUGCGGAAUACGAUGGGCCUUUGUGCUGGCCAUCAUUGCCUUCUUCGACACGUGGAUAUUGGGGAUCUUAGCCUUCACCUUGGCCCAUCGACUGGUCAAGCCUCCUCCCGAGCCCCAAUACAUGAACCCGGCCUCGAUUUAUAAAGGAGAGAUCAAUAGUGGCUUCAUUGGUGACAACCAAUCGCUGGCUGGGUCACGAAAGUCCACCACUCUGCAGCCUGUCAUGAUGAUGCCACACCCUCCCCAUGGGCAAAUGGGGAUGAUGGACGACGGAUACUCCGACUACGGUCAACGGGGUCCACCAGGAAGAUCUCAUGCUCAUCCUCCUUCGUAUCGCACAGGGCCCUAUGGAUCGACUAUCCAGAAUUUCCAAUUGUAGAAAAUGUGCCAAUAUUGAACAUGCAAUUCUCAAAAGAUAUGACAACUAGUGUUUAAUAAAUUGGAAAUAGGAAAACUUUCCCAAAAAUA